AUGGGACAAUCAAUUCUAGGUUGGAAACAUUGCAUUCCAGUAAUUGUUGUUGAUGGAACAUUCCUAAAAGCUGCAUUUGGCGGUACACUUCUCACAGCUUCAACACAAGAUGCAAAUAGACACAUCUUCCCAUUGGCUUUUGCUAUAACAGAUUUUGAAAACAAUGAUUCAUGGGAGUGUGUCUUUCCAAAUGUAACUCAUGGAGUGUGCUCCUACCAUCUUUUCUGCAACAUAAAGACCAAGUUUAGAACAGAUGCAGAAGCAACCAAUAUCGCAUUUCAUGCUGUUGCAAAAGCUUAUAACAUGGAAGAUUUUGAAAAAUACAUGAAGGACUUGGACAGUUUACAUGAAGGAAUCCGUCCUUUUCUGGCCAAUGAGGUUAAAUAUGAAAAGUGGGCAAGAAUCCACUCCAAAAGUCGUAAAUAUGCAGCUAUGACUUCAAACAUAGCUGAAUCCAUUAAUGCAGCACUAAAAGAAAUGAGAGAGCUUCCAGUAACAACAUUACUUGAGUGCCUUAGAAACCUGAUUCAAAAAUGGAGCUACAACAACAAAAAAGAAGCAGAAGCAACCUUUACAGAAUUGCCAAAGAAACAAGAGGAAUACUUAAGAAAGAACUUUGUCAAGUCAUUAAGAAUGACUGUAGAACUAGCUAGCACACUCAUUUACAGUGUACACAGUGGUUUAACAACAAACAUUGUAGACAUUGCAAAGAAAUCAUGCACUUGUAACAAGUUUGAUUUGGAUGAAUUACCUUGUGAACAUGCCAUGGCAAUCAUUAGAAAGAUGAACCUUCAGUAUAAAAAAUAUUGCUCAUAUUAUUUCACAAAACAAGCCAUGUUGAACACCUAUAAUGCAUCAAUACAUCCAUUGGGAGAUCCAAAAACAUGGAGAGUUCCACCUAAUGUUGAGGAAAUAGAAGUACUACCUCCAAAGGGAAACAAAAAAAGUGGAAGGCUAAGAAAAAAAAGGCUUGUUUCAGCAAGAGAAGGGUCUUAUCAGGUUAAAUGUGGAAGUACAGUGAUUGGAACAUUACUUAUCACUAUUACUUGUGAUAAAGCUUUAUGA
Messenger RNA from Humulus lupulus (European hop), 1065 nucleotides. RefSeq lists its product as uncharacterized. Gene Ontology annotation, molecular function: zinc ion binding. Lineage: Eukaryota; Viridiplantae; Streptophyta; Magnoliopsida; Rosales; Cannabaceae. The transcript has 4 exons. The record is from RefSeq and is a predicted model, not a curated record. The coding region runs from base 1 to 1065 and encodes 354 amino acids.